Molecule: messenger RNA, 1085 nt
Organism: Stegastes partitus (bicolor damselfish)
Lineage: Eukaryota; Metazoa; Chordata; Actinopteri; Pomacentridae
Product: transmembrane protein 245-like
Exons: 6
Source: RefSeq, a predicted model, not a curated record
CUGCUGUGUUGCCUUUCAGAUCCUGGAGUCUCUGUGGGUGGUAAUGAGCAGAAACGUCGGCCUCCUCAUCUCCACCACGACCACUCUCCUCACCGUCUUGUUCCACAGUGGCACGGCUCUGCUCAACUUCGCGCUGAGUCUGGUGAUCUUCCUCACGACUCUCUUCUACCUGCUCAGCUCCAGCGGUGAAUACUACAAACCCGUCAAGUGGGUGAUCAGCCUGACGCCUCUCUCCCAGCCCGGACCCUCCUCCAACAUCAUCGGCCAGUCCGUGGAGGAAGCCAUCAGAGGAGUGUUCGACGCCUCUCUAAAAAUGGCCGGCUUCUACGGCCUCUACACUUGGCUCACUCACACCAUCUUUGGCAUCAACAUCGUCUUCAUUCCUUCUGCUCUGGCCGCCAUCCUGGGAGCGGUGCCGUUCCUGGGGACGUACUGGGCCGCCGUGCCGGCCGUGUGCGACCUGUGGUUGGCGCAGGGGGAAGGUGUGAAGGCCCUGCUGCUGCUCAUCUGCCACCUGCUGCCCACAUACUUCGUAGACACGGCCAUCUACUCCGACAUAUCGGGGGGUGGACACCCGUACCUGACGGGCCUGGCGGUGGCGGGCGGAGCGUACUACCUGGGCCUGGAGGGGGCGAUCAUCGGGCCCAUCCUCCUCUGCAUCCUGGUGGUGGCGGCCAACAUCUACAGCGCCAUGCUGAUGAGUCCCAGCUCUGCGCUGCCGACGCCGGUGCAGUCCAGCUGGCCCGUCCACCCCAUGAGAUUUGUCUUUAGCGCAAAUCAUCUCGCUAAACUGAUCACCGCCCUCGUAAUAGCAGCUUAUCUGGGAUGAAAAUUCAUGUCGUUCCUCCAGUCGUAGAGUUUGUUGAUCCUGUCUCAGAUGAUUGAAUCCAGCUAUUCUAAUCAAAUUCGUACAUGGGUUUCAGCAAUAAUAAAAAAAAAAGAACUCAUUAAAGAAACUUUUUCAUUACAAAAAUAAUAGAAAAACCUGAAAACAACAUUAUUCAAAGUGUCUUUAUGUGUUACCAAUCCUGGGAACACUAUUUGGGUUUUUACAUCCUCUACAAACUUGGCAUUUAUCACAACAC